This is a messenger RNA of Nestor notabilis (Kea), 432 nucleotides long. RefSeq names its product lysyl oxidase homolog 4-like. The annotation marks the transcript as partial. Gene Ontology annotation, biological process: peptidyl-lysine oxidation. Lineage: Eukaryota; Metazoa; Chordata; Aves; Psittaciformes; Psittacidae. Gene Ontology annotation, molecular function: protein-lysine 6-oxidase activity; copper ion binding; DNA ligase activity. The transcript has 4 exons. The record is from RefSeq and is a predicted model, not a curated record.
UUCCACAGCAUUGAGGUCUUCACCCACUAUGACCUGCUGACACUUAAUGGUUCCAAGGUGGCUGAAGGGCAUAAGGCCAGCUUUUGCCUGGAGGACACCAACUGCCCUGAGGGGCUGCAGCGACACUUCGCCUGCGCCAACUUUGGGGAGCAGGGAGUGAGUGUGGGGUGCUGGGACACCUACCGCCAUGACAUCGACUGCCAGUGGAUCGACAUCACUGAUGUGCCACCAGGCAGCUACACCUUCCAGGUGGUUGUGAACCCCAAGCACGAGGUGGCAGAGUCAGACUUCUCCAACAAUGUGAUGCGGUGCCAGUGCAAGUACGAUGGGCAGCGCGUCUGGAUGCACAGCUGCCACACAAGUGAUGCUUAUGGCACUGAUGUAGUGAACGACCUGGAGCGACGGGAGCGCCUGGCCAACAACCUCGUGUAA